Mangifera indica (mango) is the source of this 1763-nucleotide messenger RNA. RefSeq names its product sodium/hydrogen exchanger 4. Lineage: Eukaryota; Viridiplantae; Streptophyta; Magnoliopsida; Sapindales; Anacardiaceae. Bases 38 to 1609 code for a protein of 523 amino acids. Gene Ontology annotation, molecular function: sodium:proton antiporter activity. Gene Ontology annotation, cellular component: membrane. The transcript has 14 exons. The record is from RefSeq and is a predicted model, not a curated record. Gene Ontology annotation, biological process: sodium ion transport; regulation of pH; proton transmembrane transport.
UACACCAAAAAAAGAGUGCAAAAAACUGAGCUAAAACAUGAAUAAACUGAUGGAAAUAAUUGAGUUUGGAAGAAACUUAUCAAAUGAUCAUGCACAAGUGGUGCCCAUAUCAGUGUUUGUUGCCAUUCUCUGUCUUUGUUUGAUCGUUGGUCACUUGCUUGAAGAGAGCCGCUGGGUUAAUGAGUCCAUUACUGCUGUCUUGAUCGGAUUGAUAUCUGGAAUAGUAAUAUUGAGUCUUAGCAAGUGGAAAAGUUCUCACAUUUUACGAUUCAAUGAAGAACUGUUCUUCAUAUAUCUUCUUCCACCCAUUAUAUUCAAUGCUGGGUUUCAGGUUAAGAAAAAGCAGUUCUUUCACAACUUUCUAACCAUCAUGAUGUUCGGUGUGAUCGGUGUUUUUAUUUCAUCAUCCAUCAUAACUGCUGGCAGUUGGUGGCUGUUUCCUUCAUUAGGAUUUGUUGGUCUGACAGCAAGAGAUUAUCUUGCUUUGGGGACAAUUUUUUCAUCCACAGAUACAGUCUGCACACUGCAGGUUCUACAUCAAGAUGAAACUCCUUUGCUUUACAGCCUAGUUUUUGGGGAAGGAGUUGUCAAUGAUGCAACAUCAAUUGUUCUCUUCAAAGCAGUUCAGAAAAUUGACAUUGGAAAUCUUCACGGCAAGGCCGUUCUUCGUGUCAUUAGAGAUUUCUUUUACCUAUUCACAACAAGUACUACACUUGGAAUUACUGUUGGCCUUUUGACGGCGGUUGUACUUAAAUACUUAUACUCCACAAUGCAUUCAAGUAUCCGUGAAAUCUCUUUGAUGGUUUUAAUGGCAUAUCUGUCUUACAUAUUGGCUGAGCUGUUAGAGCUAAGCGGGAUUCUCACCGUUUUCUUCUGUGGGAUUUUUAUGUCGCACUAUGCAUGGCAUAAUGUAACUGACAGUUCAAGAAUUACAACCAGGCAUAUUUUUGCAAUGAUGUCAUUCGUGGCAGAAACUUUCAUAUUUCUAUAUGUGGGGAUGGAUGCUCUUGACAUCGAGAAGUGGAAGAUGAAAAAGAUGGGUUUGGAGACUUCUUUGGCCAUCUAUGGUAUCUUAAUCCUACUGAUAUUGAUUGGACGUGCGGCAUUUGUGUUUCCACUCUCUGCAUUGUCCAAUUAUAUGAACCGCCGCAGAACACAUUUGAUUACAUUCAAGCACCAGAUAGUCAUCUGGUGGGCUGGCCUCAUGAGAGGUGCUGUUUCUAUUGCUUUGGCUUUUAAGCAGUUCACAUUCUCGGGCUUUACAUCGGAUCCUAGUAGUGCUACAAUGAUUACCAGCACCACAAUUGUCGUCCUCUUCACUACGCUGGUGUUUGGUUUUUUGACAAAGCCACUGAUACAAUGUCUGCUUCCUCACCAUGAAACUAACAACAAUAAUAGUCGUGAAUCAAAGUCAAGGGAAGAAGACUUGACCCUGCCUUUGCUCUCCUUAGAGGAAUCAACUACAAACAACCUUCUUCGUGCAAAGGAUAGUCUGUCCAUGCUUCUAGAUAGUCCUGUGCAUACAAUUCAUUCUUACUGGAGGAGGUUUGAUGAUUCCUAUAUGAGACCGAUAUUUGGGGGACCCCUCAGAGAUUCAUCAGAAUGUUAGGCAGGUAAUCUUUGUCAACUUCAUGCCAAUGCCAUAAUUUCCCUUGUCUAUCAAUUCAAGUUAAUAUCGAGAUGGGGAUAUAUGGCGUACAAGUAAUGUAGGUGCACUUUUUCCAGGUAACACACAAUGGAUUUGUCAUUUUCGACAUAACUUA